AUGCAAUCGAUUAUCUUAAUAUCUUUGUUACUUCUUACUAUAACAAUAUUCUCAUUACAAUCAGUAAAUGGUGCUCCAUCGAAAUUAAAACGCGCCGUAACUCACUCUACACCUUCGCAUAGAUCUACUACUCCAACAACACAUGCCGCUCAUGCACAUGAGACAACAACUGCAGGAAAAGCUUUGCCAAGGCGAACUACUACACGAUCGGCUGCUAAAGUAACUACUACUCACAGAAAAAAAACUACUACAAAACCAAGAGCAAAAAGAUCUCGUCAAAAACGUUUGUCUGAAUGGAAUUGGGCAUAA
Rotaria sordida is the source of this 309-nucleotide messenger RNA. Lineage: Eukaryota; Metazoa; Rotifera; Eurotatoria; Philodinida; Philodinidae. The record is from the annotation of a GenBank genome assembly.